AUGAAAGUGAAAUUGGCAUUUUAGUUGAAAUUGAAGCGGGCUGAUUUUAGUUGAGAUUCAACUCAACUGUGUUCCAGGAUAAUAUAUAUAUAUACACACACACUCUGAAGAGGAAAAAAAAUGGGAUCAUCACAGUCAGCGCAACCACCAUCAGAACUGGAUAAACCAUGGAGGAAAUUUGACUGGGGACAGAAAGAAGCCCUGAAAAAUAAGUUGGAAAACUUCUCUCCAAGUCAUUCAGAUGUAAAGGACAUCAAGAUCCUGGUAGCUGGAGAAAUUGCAGCAGGAAAGUCCAGCUUUAUUAACUCCAUCGAUAGUGCCUUUCAAGGACGCAUCUCCUCUAGAGCACUAGUUAAUUCAGCUGCUGGCGACAGUCGUAGUUUCACACAAAAACUCAAAGGAUUCACCAUCAGAAGUGGGAAAAAAAAUUUGCCCUUUGUCUUCAAGGACAUCAUGGGCUUGGAACCUGAAGAAUUGGCUGGGGCGCAAAUAGAAGACAUCAUCAAUGCUGUGUUUGGCCACGUGAAGGACGGCUAUACAUUCACCAAGGAGAAGGUACUUACUAAUGAGGAUCAGCAUUACACCAGUGACCCCAACCUCUCAGACCAGUCUUUCUGCCUGGUUUACGUCAUAGCUGCAAAUAUAGUCCAUUAUACAGAUGAUCGACUUAUUCACAAGCUGAAGGAUAUCCGCCAGAAAAUCAGUGAUAAGGGGAUUCCUCAAGUAGUUGUCAUGACCAAAGUGGACGAAGCAUGCCCGUUGGUCAAAAAAGAUCUGAGAAAGAUGUACACUAGCAAGAAGAUCAAGGAGAAGAUGGAGUUGUGCAGUGCCAAAGUGGGAGUGCCACUGACAAACAUCUUCCCAGUGAAGAACUACCAUGAUGAGAUUGACACAGAGGAUGACAUUGAUGUUCUGAUACUAAAGGCACUUGAACAGAUUGUUCAUCUUGCUGAUGAUAGAUUGGAGGAUACUGAAAACUACUGACAAAUCACAUAUAUACACUAAUUACUGCAUUUCCAAGUCUAGCUUUCUAAUAAACCUGGCUUUGCUCACUAUGAAUAUUGUUGGCUCUGUGACAAAUUGCUUAUGUUCCUCUAAUGUAAGAUGCUAAAAGCACCUGCUAAAUGCAUAAAAGUAAAUUUAAAUUCAGGAUUUAGAAUUUAGCAGAAUUUAAGUUUCUUGAUGUGCAUCUUAUUUCAGCCGAUAAACUCACAAAAUGAGUCUUUGAAUGAACCCAGGGCCGGUUUUAAUCAUUUGGAGCCCCUAGCUAAAAUUAAUUUUGCAUUCAUGUAUUUCCUUUUAUUUCCAAUAAAAGGCACUUGAAACAAA
Messenger RNA from Cyprinus carpio (common carp), 1329 nucleotides. RefSeq names its product interferon-induced protein 44-like. The transcript is spliced from 7 exons. The record is from RefSeq and is a predicted model, not a curated record. NCBI's taxonomy places the organism in Eukaryota, Metazoa, Chordata, Actinopteri, Cypriniformes, Cyprinidae. The coding region runs from base 121 to 984 and encodes 287 amino acids.